Messenger RNA from Pecten maximus, 663 nucleotides. Its product is annotated as phosphatase and actin regulator 4-A-like. Lineage: Eukaryota; Metazoa; Mollusca; Bivalvia; Pectinida; Pectinidae. The coding region runs from base 1 to 663 and encodes 220 amino acids. The transcript is spliced from 2 exons. The record is from RefSeq and is a predicted model, not a curated record.
AUGCUACAAAGCAAAUUAAGUGUAAACCCCAAUACAGGAAGUGGCAUAUAUAAUCCCAGGAGUAUCCCAGUGCAGGAAGUGGCACAUUUACAGAGUAUCCCUGUACAGGAAGUGGCACAUUACCAGAGUAUCCCUGUACAGGAAGUGGCACAUUCCCAGAGUAUCCCUGUACAGGAAGUGACACAUUCCCAGAGUAUCCCUGUACAGGAAGUGACACAUUCCCAGAGUAUCCCAGUACAGAAAGUGACACAUUCACAGAGUAUCCCAGUACAGGAAGUGGCAUAUUCCCUGAGUAUCAGUGACAUCAUCCCUGAUUAUCCAAAUACAGGAAGUAACACAUUCUCAGAGAACCCCAAUACGGGAAGUGACACAUUGCCAGAGUAUUCCAGUACAGGAAGUGACAUAUUCCCAGAGUAUCCCAGUACAGGAAGUGACACAUUCCCAGAGUAUCCCUGUACAGGAAGUGACACAUUCCAAGAGUAUUCCAGUGCAGGAAGUGACAUCAUCCCUGAGUAUCCAAGAGCAGGAAGUAACACAUUCUCAGAGAACCCCAAUACAGGAAGUAACACAUUCUCAGAGAACCCAAAACAGGAAGUGACACAUUCCCAGAGUAUCCCUGUACAGGAAGUGACAUAUUCCCAGAGUACCCAGUACAGGAAGUGA